ACCUUGGCAUGGUCUUUCCUGUUGUUACUUCUGUGAAAAGACACUAUGGAAUCUUUUAACUCUGCUCCUGUGCUGGCAAUUGACCAAAUGCCUGGGGAAAAAAAAGAGGGAAAAGUAUUUUAAAAUCUGAGUAGGUUCAUCUUUCAGAGUAAGGUGGCCUGCUCUUUUUGGUCACAGCCGUUUGAGUGCCUACAUUGGGCUUUUUAUGCCUUGGUUGUAACGGCAUUGGGAUUGCUAUUUUUCAGUUCAGGAGCCCUUUGCAGUGGCGACUGCAUCAGACGAAAACUAGGUGGUCAGCAGGAAUGCUGUUUAAGAUGGUACUGCGAUCAUAAAGCCUUCGGUUUGCUUGACCGUGUCGCCCGGUUUUUCUUAUCUGCCGUGCAGCUUUUCUCUGAGUGCAGUGUCUGUGUGGAGAGACCUCCUGGCACAUUGGAAAGAAUUCGAAAAGCUGUUUGCUCUGCUAAUUUUGUGGUGUAAAUGAGUUCCCCUUCUUUUGAAACAUUUGCCUUGUGUUAGCAAAACAUAAGAGAGAAAGAAACUCAUUACACGCUCUUCUAAUGGAGCUAACGCAGAUCAUUUGUUGGCAGUACAUAUUGGCUGAAGUCAGUUUUCAUUUCAAGAUGUUUUCUUCCAAUGGGCCUUUGGUGUAGGAUGUUGGAGAACCAAGAGCCGGAGGAGGUGAUCACUGUGCGUGUUCAGGACCCCCGUGUGCAGAAUGAGGGCUCCUGGAAUUCUUACGUGGAUUACAAGAUCUUCCUCCAUACCAACAGCAAAGCCUUCACUGCCAAGACGUCCUGUGUACGUCGCCGUUACCGUGAGUUCGUGUGGCUGAGAAAGCAGCUACAGAGAAACGCUGGUUUAGUGCCUGUCCCUGAACUUCCUGGGAAGUCAACCUUCUUUGGCAGCUCAGAUGAGUUCAUCGAGAAGCGACGACAGGGUCUGCAGCACUUCCUCGAAAAGGUCCUGCAGAGCGUCGUCCUCCUGUCAGACAGCCAGUUACACCUCUUCCUGCAAAGCCAGCUCUCGGUGCCCGAGAUAGAAGCCUGUGUCCAAGGCCAAAGCCCCAUGACCGUUUCCGAUGCCAUUCUUCGCUAUGCUAUGUCAAACUGUGGCUGGGUCCAGGAAGAGAGGCAGGGCUCUUGUCACCUGGCUAAAGGAGACCAGCCUAAGAGUUGCUGCUUUUUUCCAAGAUCGGCCAGGAGGAGUUCGCCCUCACCGCCUCCCGAGGAAGAAAAGAAUCGUUUUGAGGUGUGGGCCCCUGUUGUUGACUCUGAGGCCCCCUCCGUGGAAAGCCCCCCUCUGCCACCCCCUACCUCGCCGUCAUGCUGUGACUUUGCAAGACCUGAUGAGGGACCCUCUGAUCCUCAGCCUGUGAGGAGGUCCUUGGGAGGGGACCAUGCUGUGCCUUUGGAUCCGAGUCAGUUAGGAGCAGCUUUGGAAAAGUGAACUCUGCUCUGAACUCGAGGGCCUGCUCUGGGGCGGGCAGAGAAGAUGCAGACGAGGCGAUGCGAGCGCCCGGGGGGCACUGGGCACAGGGUAGGUGUCGGCGAGGCCGGGCUGCCUCACAGGUGCCUCUGUGCGCGUUGGUUGCAUAGAGGUCGGUCUUGGCGACUCCUCAGGCUUCCUCCAUAGAAAUAAACACUGUGCAGAUGUUUGUAAGCUAAGCGCAAGGUGCAGGGGCUGUUGGUUUUGAGCAGAAUCCCAUGUUUACUCCCUUGGGAGCUGAGUUUCUUAUGAUGUUUGUUAACGGGCCCAGGAGCGCUGCCCCAGGUGACUGAUUUUGGGGAUCUGUAAGUGGCAGAUGUUAAGCUGCCGUAUGGAAUAUUGUCCCGACAGAAUUGCUGCGUUGUUGUAUUCCCACUGGCUCUGCUUUGCUGCAGGCCCUGGAGCACUUCGUUUCUGGCAGGCUGGCCCCUUGCCUACCUCCUUGCACGGCCAGGGCGGUGAAAAUUUAUUCUCCCACCUCCUUGCUUUUCCUCCCCUGGUACCACUGAACGGAAUGGUGCUGUGGUGGCUGUUGUGGGGGUUUCCUGCAUAUGCCGAGGCCUCAGCCUGGCUGUGUGGGGCCCGGGGCCCACAAAGUAGGUCGUGACCACCCAUGAAAGAGGAGUGGGCUGUUCACGGCCAGAGGAAAGGCAAACAGCCCGGGGAGGUUUGUUUUGGAAAAUUCUGUCCUGGCCUGUCACUGUCUCUUCUGGUUAUAGAGCAGAGAUGCAACCGUCUUUUCUGCAGAGGUAGAAUGGGCUCCUGUCUUUGUUGAAACCUUUUCUUCUCCCUCAGUGACAGCUCCCUGCCUCCAGGGCUGCAGCCGCCGCAGUGCCCCGCUGCUGUGCGGCAGGGAGGCCAUGUGCUCAGUCCAGUGGGGCGCAAGGGCUUUGUUUCUUCCUGGAGAGGACCUGGGGGCGGGGGUGGGGGUGAGGAGCAGCAUGCCUUCCUUCAGACAGCGAGGCAUUCUGCCCUCCUGCUGCCACAGUUCCUCUCCGCUGGGAGCCAGAGCUGGGAGGAGAAGAGCGCCGCUGGCAUUCCGCAUCGCUCUGCACUUAGGUUUGUGUGCGGUUCCUGCCCACUCGUCCGCCCGCCGGCUGCCCCACCUGUCCGCGGGCUCUUGAACUACCAGCCUAAGCUGUGGGACUGUCAUGGCAUUUAGUUCAGAGUUGAGGGGCUUUGGCCUGAAAUAAAAUUCAACUAUUUAAGACUGUUGUUGCAAUUUGUGUCUAACAAGCUGUAGCAGAGAAGGAGGGAAUGGAGGCUGGCAGUAGUUUCUUUCAUAAAUCAUGAAUUUAUCAGUGUGGAAAUAAUGGUUCAGAGCUGUGCACCGCAUCUCUCCUGCAUUGUGUGUGCAGCUCAAGUUCACCACUGGAGGAAGGACUGUUUUCCAAAGAGCCAGGAUCUGGCUGUACUCACGGUUAUGGGCAUGAACCUUGUUAGGUAUAAUUUACCUGAUGCUGCUUCCGUCCUCGCAGCCUGUCUGAGGUGCCAGGUGCUGAAAGAGAAAUAAAGUUUGUCAACAGGCAGAUGCAAAGCCCUGGCUGGGACUCAUCCCUCUUUCCUGCCUGCCUCCCCUGAGUCUCUCCUUUAUAUGAUGCAGCAGAGCAAGGCGAGGAUUGAAAACCUACAGAGGCAAAUCCAAAAUGUCAAAAGAAGUUCAUUUAAAAGGGGAAAAAAAACUCCAUACACAACCCUCACAAAAACCCGACAGAUGCUAAGCUAAUGGCAUCCGCUCUGCCGAUUGGUGGGGAUGACUCAUGAAUAUUAAUAAGUCCAAUGCUCCAAAUGGUGCAGCUGUGAACCCAGCUGUGCCUGAAGCUCUCUGAUCUCGAAACUUCCAGACAGGAGCCGGAGGUGGUCUGUGUCAAUUCCCUACUCAGCCAAAAAACAGCAAGCUGGGUUGGCCUUCUUCUGUUCGUUCCUUUUCUUCCUGGAGUUGGUGCUCAGCAGCUAGUUCUGCCAGCAGGGUAGGCUGCUGGGACAGCAGGAACCAUUCAAAGACACGAAUGCAAUUUUUCUGACUCCCAGCUUUUUAAAUGAUCCAUUAACAGCAGUGCAUAUCACAGCACUUCGGUUAAUCCAAGGCCAGGAACCAUCCCCUCAUUGUCUUCUGCGGAGUUGAGCGUAGUCCGCGGAAGGAACUGUCCUAAGAAGGGAAGACGUUUUCUAGUAACGCAGGCGUGGAGUCUGCAAAAGUGGACUUCCUUCUCCACCCACGCCAUCCCAUUCGCCUCUGUUUUGCUGUGUGUUGCUUUGUCCCUUCAUAUAUUAGGGGCUAGCCACUGUGGCUGAUGACCCCUGUGUGUGACCUACUGAGCUGUUCUGUGGAAGGGAAGUAUUUUUUUGUUAGAAUUUAGAAUUGAGGUAGGUUCUACACCUGAUGUAGCCACCUUCCUUCCAAUAGCCACUUCCACAGCCCAAGGCUAGUCCUCUCCCGGUACUCAGGAUAAGUGACCCCGAGCUCAUGGGGUUCAUUUUGUUUGGGGGAAGGAAACGUGUGUGUGCGCAUGUGUGUAUGUGGGUGGAGGGGGGGGAUUUCUUGAAUGAAAAUCAUUAGUUGCACAUGCAUCAUUUUUUGACUUUGGUGCCCAAUGAGGGGGGCAGAGCAAGUAUUACACUCAUUUUCUAUCCGAGGAAACUUUUGAGUUGAGCUAAGCAUGGUUUUUAAAAAUAUGCUUUUAGAUGGUGUUAGAAUAUAUUCAGGAGAGAGGUCCUUUAUAAGCUCUGUAAGACAAGGUUGUUCCCCAACUCCCACUCACCCCACCCCCGCGGCGGGGGGGAAGCUUUUUAAAAAGCUAAAACCACCACUACUCAAGGAAAAAAAUCCCUCUGCUUUUCAGUUCUCAGAAAUCAGACCUCUUCCACAGUUCCUAGAUUUCUGACUGCUGAGGCCUUCAAUUCACACCACCAAGCCCUAAACACCUUGUACCCUCCCUGGUAGCUUGGGAGGUGAUCGGGCCUUUUUCACGAUCUGAUCGAACAUUCAGUUAGCUCCAUGUUUGUGAAUGUAUGCCUUAGUGGUUGCUGAACACUUUUAUAGUAUUUAGGGAUGAGGAGGACAGCGGGCCAGGAGGAUCCAAGGUGGGAUGGGCGUAGCAAUGGAAACAGACCAGCUCCUGGCUUGCCUCAUGGAGGCCGCAGGAGCAUUCAGUCGGGCUGGAGUGGCAUCUGCGGAUUUGUGUGUGAGCAGCCAGCUGAGACACAGCUAAAGCCAAGCAGAUAACCGCUGUGGUGCGAGAUAGCGACUUCCUCAGUCAAGCCUGGGCACCGAUCCCAAGCCACCCCUCUCGGGCGGCCCUCUGCCAGCAGGGACUCGGCUCUGUAGAGGGCAUGUUGCCCAGUGCAAGGUAACCUUUCUUUGAACUGUAAAGGAGUGUCCCUGUUCCUAUUCUUAACCACUGUACCUUCUUUCCUGAGGGUUUCCUUCAUUGAUUUGGAAGUCCCCCCCUUACCUCUCAGUGAUGGCCUGCCCUAGCUCUUCUCUCCAAGGGGCUGUUUCAGGAACCGCCGCAAAGACCAAGUGGGCAUCUGGCUUCCAACAGGGCAGCAGGAGCUGGUCCUCGAGUCUCACUAGAGAAAUAACUUGGGUCAAAUCAGUUCUACCUUAGUGAUGGAGCCGGAAAGCUGCAACCUCAACUCUCAAGAUACAAUAGAUACAGUUUAUACUCAGAAGGAUAACAAGAGCCACCCUUUUUAGGAGACAGCACUCCUGACUCGCGUAAGCGGAGUGAAUAAUUUUACUUCCUUUCCGUUAAGGGGCGACCUGGUCCACUUCUGCAGGCAGAGGAGGAGAACAACAAGCUGUGCUUACCUAGCAGGGAAAGGGGCCUGGACAAUAUACAGGGAGAGAUGGCAAAGCUAGAGUGUGAGAACUAAGAGAUCACCUGAAAGUCCUGAAGGCGUCCCUCCCCCCUGGAAGGGCAGGAACGUAAUAUGCCUCUGGAAUUUUUGGGUUUGGGGAAGCCACCAGCCCCAAUUAUUAUCUGUGGCCAUCAAGUCCCCCCUUCCUGCCCUUUCAGCCAAGCACUUUUUCUUUAUACCACCCAUUUGGAAGGGGCAGUUCGUUCACACCCUUCAGCGUUCUUGCCCUGUGUGUGUGCCCCUUCCCUGGUGGCCAUGCUAUGGGGAGCCAGGCCCACCAGCAGCCCGACCUGAAUUCCUCCAGCAGAAGGCCCAGAAGAGUGAGAGCCCGAGGCGGUUUGUUGGAGGCAGUGCAACCUGCCCGUACGAGACUUAGAUAUAUUCUACCAAUUAGGGCACAUCUGUUCCAAAUGCUGAAAGGCGGGCACUGUCUCUUUAAGAGCCAUCCCACUCCUCUCCUUGAGUGAUGAGGGCUGGGAGCACAAGGGAGUCAGAUGCUGAUUAAACAGUCCUACUGCCGAGCUCUGUUAGAAAAUUACUGUAAUUAUGAUCUAGUCCCAGCAGAGGGAUGAGUUCCAAUCCUGCUAAUAACCCUUCCAGGUGCCUCAGAUUCAGGCCCACGGGAGGCAGCGUCGACCGGGCUCUCGCUGGCACCAGGGCCGGCGCCGGCCCUCCAGUCUGGCCUGUGCAGGCCAACACGACAAAUGCACUGGACCCUGCAUCCUGUCUCGGCCUCCCGAGAAAGCAGUAGGUUUUCGUUGCGUCGUGGUUUUUUUUUGUUUUUGUUUUUGGUUCUUGAUAGCUCCUGGGAGUCAUUCUGUGGGAGGAAACUUUCCCCUAAACUAACAUGAAGGACCAGGAAAAUCACAGCGGCGAGAUGCCAGUGUGUCCCGACCCCUCACGUCCGCCUGGGGACUGCCGGGAGCACUGCGCCUGCCCGACCCACGGCAAAGCCGAGGGGAGCCCAGCAGCAGCCUUCCGCUGCACUGUCUCCCGCACUUGUGUCUGCGAACCUGCGUGUCUUGCUCUGAGGUAGAACACAGCAUUUCCCUUGGUCCUGACCAAGAAUUUCAGGGAUUCCUGCCACUGAAAAGGGAAUCAGGGAUAGUGAACAAAGCUGCAGAGAGCGAUUCGCUGUCAUCCAGCUCUCCAAAUUGACGAGUGCAGGCUUAUUUGUGUGAAAACAUCAGUUCCGUAGCGCAGCUCUGCAGCAGUGCCGGACGGCAACUCUCAAAGGUGCGUGCAGAGCGCGAGGGCUUGCUUGCUGGCUCCUAGACCAGCAAGGAAUUCGUGGCAUUUGUGCUCUGUGUGUUUCCCAGCCUAGCCUUGAGCUGCUCCCUAUUAUUAAAGCACAAACUUCUAAAAGGUGGGGCAGCCUCUCAGUGCUCGGUUCUAAGCACACGCAAAUGCCCCGAGACAGCGGUUCUCAGCUAGCGGUAAUUUUGUGCCCAGGGGACAUCUGAAAACAUUUUUGGUCGUCAGAACUGGGGGUGGCGGGGGGGUGCUGGGUAUUACUGGUAUCUAGUGUCUAGAGGCCAGGGAUGCUGCCCAACAACAUAAAAUUAUCGGGCCUAAACCGUCAAUCACUCCAGGUUGAGAAACACUGCACUAACAGAGGGAAGUACUAAGCUCCAGGUUCUGACUUUGCCCCCCCCACCCCAACGCCCACUGCACCACCCUGGGGAUGCCAAAGAAAUGAUGGCGAGUUCCCAGACGCCAGGUGCUUUUCCAGGGGCGGAGUCUAUCGGUGGCAGGCCAAGUGGGGUGCCUACCAUGGGAAGCUUCCAGUAAAUGUGGGUGGCGUGCAUGUGCUCCCUGGCAAUUUGAGGCAGGACAUGCUGGAUGGAGUGUCUGACUGAGGGGAAGAGGGGAGCGCCUGGAGUGUGUUUUCUGUCCCAUGAUCAGAUGUGGGGGGACAAACGGUGGCCAGCUGCUCACCAUCAGGUUAAGAGUGUCCGCGGUAGAACCAGAUGCCCUCUUUGAGGACGGGCACUGGAAGACUCUUGGAAUUUAUUCCCAUCACAGGAGGCAAGGAGGUGGCCCACAUUGCCCAGUGCCACAGAAAUGCUUUCCUCAGUGGCACCCUGCCAGGUGGAGGGGUGGCAGGCUGCGAUGGGGCCCCACGGGGGACAUGAACACACACGGCUGCUGGCAGACGCCAGCCCCACAAGCAGCAUGACACCAGAGACACCAGGCCCCUCGGAACUGCCCGCGCGUCUGGAAAAGAAGGCCUAAUUGGCAGGGUUUGCCCAGGAGUCAGGCCUGCAGAGGAGAGGACUUCAUCAGAGGGACAUCGCGCCCGGGGAGCCUGGCCAUCUAUGGAUCAACCACCCGCUGCCCUGGCGAUGGGGCAACUCAUUUUGCCUUACUGACCACUCGUCCUGGUCACAUCCGAGGUCUUGGAGUUGUUUUUGAUAACUGUCCCUUUUGGUCUCAAAAGUGACCUGGAAAAUAAGUUGUAUGGUCAUCCUAUUAAUAGAUUGGGGGGGGGGAGCAUUACAUAUGAUUUUUCCCCCCACAAAAUGGGCUACAUCUUAAAAUUAAUUGAAUCCCAAAAGAUUGAAAAAGAAUUGUCACUGAUUUUUACUAACAGGAAAAAAAAAACCCAACCCAGCAUGUUUUCUGAAGUUAGUUUUUGAUAGGGAAUUAGGGCGAAAAAUUCCAGUCCUUUGAA
Phyllostomus discolor (pale spear-nosed bat) is the source of this 8023-nucleotide messenger RNA. RefSeq names its product sorting nexin 11 (gene SNX11). Bases 634 to 1446 code for a protein of 270 amino acids. Gene Ontology annotation, biological process: intracellular protein transport. The record is from RefSeq and is a predicted model, not a curated record. The transcript has 8 exons. Gene Ontology annotation, molecular function: phosphatidylinositol binding. Lineage: Eukaryota; Metazoa; Chordata; Mammalia; Chiroptera; Phyllostomidae.